This is a messenger RNA of Brienomyrus brachyistius, 1453 nucleotides long. RefSeq names its product C-type lectin domain family 9 member A-like. The coding region runs from base 181 to 1248 and encodes 355 amino acids. The record is from RefSeq and is a predicted model, not a curated record. Lineage: Eukaryota; Metazoa; Chordata; Actinopteri; Osteoglossiformes; Mormyridae. The transcript has 7 exons.
AUUUCAAUGGUAGGAACCAGAAUGUGAGAAAGGAAACCAAGCAGAAGAUAAAUAAUUGAGUAAGCGAUCAAGUGAAACUUCCCUUUUCAGACUUUUUAGGCUUUUUUUUGACAGCAACCUCCAGUCCAGCCAGUGUCUGACCAGAUCUGCUCAUGUGAGAGUCAGUCAGCGAUACCUAACAUGUCUGAAGAGCUCUGCUAUUCCAAUUUGGUUUUCACCACAUCCGAAAAUUCCUUGGCUACAGUCAAAAAGAAUGAAGAAAUCCUAUAUGCCCAAGUUAAGAAAGCAGAACCAGCUCCAGAGACGUCACACCCUGUACCAGAUGAUUCCAGAACAACUGCUCAGGAAACUUCGCCCCCUGCACAGGCUCCAGAGAAACCUGAGCACAGACAUCAGCCCCACAAGUGGGCUGUAGUGUUUCUAAGCCUCACCUGUGCUUUAUUACUGGCUGGCAUCAUUGCUCUCUCUGUCUGCUAUGAUCUUUCCAAGAGUGAUGCAGGGCAGCUCAAAAAGGACAACAGCGCCCUUAUGAAAACCAGUAAUGCCCUUAUGGAAACCAAUAGUGCCCUUAUGGAAAACAAUACUGCCCUUAUGGAAACCAAUAGUGCCCUUAUGGAAAACAAUAGUGCCCUUAUGGAAACCAAUAGUGCCCUUAUGGAAAACAAUAGUGUCCUUAUGGAAACCAAUAAGCAGCUACAAGUGCUUAAAAGCAAUGUCACUGUUCAGAAUGAAUUCUUGGAGAGUGAGAACAAACAACUGCUAAAGAGCCAGACUUUGCUGGAUGAGAUUUUACAGUUCCGUAAUUUUCCUGUGGAAAACUAUUGCCCAAAUGAGACAACAUGCUCACGCUGCCCAACUGGAUGGAUAUUCAACAAUUCAAAGUGUUACUUCCUGUAUCUUGGUCAAACAUGGGACACAUGGAGAACGUGGAAUGACAGUCGUACUGAAUGCUUCAAAAUGGGGGCUGAUCUGCUAACAAUACAAGACGAGGAGGAACAGAUGUUCAUCAUGAAACUUGCAACUGCAUACAAUGACAUAUGGCACGGUUACUGGAUCGGAUUGACUAGACCAGCAAACAACUGGGUCUGGGUCAACGGCUCUGCAAUGACCACAGGGUUCUGGGCAGACGAAGGAAGCGACAACUACGUUUUAAUAAAUCCAGGCAAAGCAAUCCUGAACAGCUGGCGAACAAAUACACCUCUCAUGCUUAACCGGUGGAUCUGUGAGAACAAGGCCCUGCUAUUCUGAAGUCCAUUAGCAGUUCUGGCUCUCUGCUGAUCUGCUGGAUGGAGGCCUGCUGAGACGACCUAUCUUUUGUAGAUGUUAAAAAGCAGAUGAAAAACUAACAAAAGCUUGUAAAGGAGCUGCACCUGGGAUUUAUUAACCUUGCUAUCGUGUUCGGGUCGGCACUGACCCGUUUGUAAGUUUACAUCGCAUAAAAGCACCACAUAAA